GCCUGCCUGUGUCUGGGAGAGGCGUCCAGGGCUGCAGGCCCCUCCCCAGGAGCAGGGGUGGCCAGCGGUCAGGUAUGCCUGUGUAGCAGGAGUCUCACUGCGUCGUCGUGAUGUUUUUCAGCAACAGAUCUGACACUCUGCCUCUGGCCACUCGGUACAACGUCAAGUGCGUGGGGCUGUCCCCGGACGGCCGCCUGGCCAUCAUCGUCGAUGAAGGGGGCGACGCGCUGCUGGUCAGCCUGGUGGGCAGGGCCGUGCUGCAUCGCUUCCACUUCCAGGGCUCCGUGCACAGCGUCUCCUUCUCCCCAGACGGCAGGAAGUUUGUGGUCACCAAGGGCAACCUGGCCCAGAUGUACCACGCCCCCGGGAGGAGGCGGGAGUUCAACGCCUUCGUCCUGGACAAGACCUACUUCGGGCCGUACGACGAGACCACCUGCGUCGACUGGACGGACGACUCCCGGUGCUUCGCCGUCGGGAGCAAGGACACGUCCACCUGGGUGUUCGGGGCCGAGCGCUGGGACAACCUCAUCUACUAUGCCCUGGGGGGACACAAGGACGCCAUCGUGGGCUGCUUCUUCGAGUCUGACAGCCUGGACCUGUACACGCUCAGCCGGGACGGAGCCCUGUGUGUGUGGCAGUGCGACACGCCGAGCGCCGCGCCGGCCCCAGAGGAGCAGCAGGGGAAAGUGAAGUACUCGCGGCUGGCCAAGCACUUUCUCAACAAAGAGGGGGACUUCACCGGCCUGACCGCCGCCGCCUACCACAGGGGCUCCCACCUCCUGGUCACGGGCUUCGCGUCCGGGGUCUUCCACCUGCACGAGCUGCCGGACUUCAGCCUCAUCCACUCCCUGAGCAUCUCCGACCAGAGCGUCUCCGCCGUGGCCAUCAACGGCUCCGGGGACUGGGUCGCCCUCGGCUGCUCAGGCCUGGGCCAGCUGCUGGUGUGGGAGUGGCAGAGCGAGUCGUACGUGUUCAAGCAGCAAGGCCACUUCGACAGCAUGGUGGCCCUGGCCUACUCCCCCGACGGCCAGUACAUCGUGACCGGCGGGGACGACGGCAAGGUCAAGGUGUGGAGCACCCUCAGCGGCUUCUGCUUCGUCACCUUCACGGAGCACUCGAGCGGGGUCACCGGCGUGGCCUUCGCUGGCACCGGCUACGUCGUCGUCACCUCCUCCGUGGACGGGACCGUGCGUGCCUUCGACCUUCACAGGUACCGGAACUUCCGCACCCUCACGUCGCCCCGCCCCACCCAGUUCUCCUGUGUGGCCGUGGACGCGAGCGGCGAGAUCGUCUCAGCCGGGGCCCAGGACUCCUUCGAGGUCUUCGUCUGGUCCAUGCAGACGGGCCGGCUCCUGGACGUCCUGUCCGGUCACGAGGGGCCCAUCAGCGGUCUGUGCUUCAACCCGACGAGGUCGGUCCUAGCCAGCGCCUCCUGGGACAGGACGGUGCGCCUGUGGGACCUGGUGGACAGCUGGAGAACCACCGAGACACUGGCCCUGACCUCGGACGCACUGGCCGUGACCUUUCGCCCUGACGGUGCGGAGCUGGCGGUGGCUACGCUGAACGCCCAGAUCACCUUCUGGGACCCCGAGAACGCCGCGCAGACGGGCUCCAUCGAGGGCAGGCACGACCUCAAGGCCGGCAGGAAGGAGCUGGACAAGAUCACCGCCAAGCGCUCGGCCAAGGGCAGGUGCGUGUCUGGGCCGCCCGGCCAGCAGGGGCCUGCGCGAGCCGAGCCCGGCAUCUUGGCGACGGGGCACGGACGCUCGCCGGCCCUGACCGCUCUUACAGGCCGCUCCUGGGCGGCCACCACCACCGAGGGGCUCCUCAUCUACUCCCUGGACACCCGGCUGCUGUUCGACCCCUUCGAGCUGGACACGAGCAUCACCCCUGCCGGGAUCCGGGCGGCGCUGCGCCAGCGGGACUUCACCCGGGCGCUGCUCAUGGCCGCGCGGCUCAACGAGCAGGCGCUGCUGCAGGAGGCGCUGGAGGCGGUGCCCUGGGGCGAGAUUGAGGUGGUCAGCUCCUCCCUGCCCGAGGUGUACGUGGAGAAGGUGCUGGGGUUCUUGGCUUCCAGCCUGGAAGCGUCGCGCCACCUGGAAUUCUACCUCCUCUGGACUCAGAAGCUGCUGCUGUCGCACGGGCAGAGGGUGGUGGGGCGCAGGCCGGGCGGCCCGGGGACCCCCACCCCUGACGCACCUGUGCCCCGCAGCUGCGACUGGAACCGCUACAGCCUGCAGUAUGCGCUGGCCCUGUCCCGGCAGCGGGGCGUGAAGCGGCCCCCCGAGCCCCGGGACGGCGAGGCCGCCGGAGCGGAGGACAGCGAGGAGGAUGCCGACAGCCUGCACCUGCUGGGGUAGAGCUGCCGCCUGCUGCAGCUGGCCGGACACUGCAGAGGGGACUGGGCCGGGCGCAGGCGCGGCCUGCAGGCCGGACAGGAGGCGGCGGAACCGCGGACUUGCACUUCUGCCCGCCCGCUGGAGGGGCCGCGCCGCCCAGAGUAAAGGCUGAGCCCGGCUGGA
Molecule: messenger RNA, 2522 nt
Organism: Condylura cristata (star-nosed mole)
Lineage: Eukaryota; Metazoa; Chordata; Mammalia; Eulipotyphla; Talpidae
Gene: PWP2
Product: PWP2 periodic tryptophan protein homolog (yeast)
Exons: 16
Coding region: 111-2360 (749 amino acids)
Biological process (GO): maturation of SSU-rRNA from tricistronic rRNA transcript (SSU-rRNA, 5.8S rRNA, LSU-rRNA); ribosomal small subunit assembly
Cellular component (GO): Pwp2p-containing subcomplex of 90S preribosome; small-subunit processome
Molecular function (GO): protein binding
Source: RefSeq, a predicted model, not a curated record